Molecule: messenger RNA, 4023 nt
Organism: Rotaria socialis
Lineage: Eukaryota; Metazoa; Rotifera; Eurotatoria; Philodinida; Philodinidae
Source: the annotation of a GenBank genome assembly
AUGGCCAAAUUUUUCUCACGUUGGUUCCGUAGUGGUAGUUCAUCGUUUCGUACUUCACAGACAUCGCUCUCAGACAAUUCGAAUCCGAAUCGAGCAUCAAGUGUCGCUCGGUCGGCACCAUCGCUUGAAAAUCUUGCAUCGUAUCAUGUUAUACCAAAAGAACUUGACAAGAAUAAAUUACAUAAAGCAGCAUGGGAAGGAAACUUGAAAAAAGUUCAACAUCUUGCACGACCAGGUCAACUCAAUGUUAAAGAUCAACACAUGCGCACUCCAUUACAUUUGGCUGUUGUUAAAGGACACUUAGCUAUAGUACAGUAUCUUGUUAACGAAGAUGCAAAAUUAGAUGUAGUCGAUAACGAGCAACGAACACCAUUGAUCAAAGCUGUUCUUAGUGGCAAUCAAAAUAUAAAGAUUAAUUAUGAAAUAUGUAAAGUUUUAUUAAAUGGAGGUGCUGACAAAUGUAUAAAUGCUGUUGAUAAACAUGGAAGAAAUGCUUUACAUUAUGCUAUCGAUUUUGACAAUCAACGUCUGGUCCAACUUUUUCUUUCGAGUAGAACUUGUGAUCCCAAUUAUAAAGAUUACGAUCAAAUGACACCAUUACAUUUAGCAAUUAAACGUAAAAGUCCUGAAAUAGUUGAUUUACUUUUAUCCGAUCAAAAUGAACAACAGGCUGAUCCAAAUAUUGUCAAUCGUUUUGGACAAACUCCAUUGCAUUUAGCAGCCAGUGUUGGUUAUAUUGAUAUUAUACGAAGUUUACUUGCAGUAAAACCUAAUGAACUAUGUGAUCCAACACUUCUUGAUUCGCAUCAAUUAACAGCUUAUGAUUUAGCUAAAAAUAAUCAUCAUGAAGCAUGUGCAAAAUUAAUUGAAGAAUAUGAAGAAACAUGGUCAAAACAUUCACCGCGAAGGCUCGCAUCAACACCGUUUCAUGCACUAUCAUCACUAAGAGCACCAGAUUCUAUCUCAUUGCAUCCGGCAACUAAUCUUGAACGUGAAAAUGAUGAAACCAGUGAUGAUUCAUCAUUGACGUCGACAAGUAAACCAUCGAAAUCUUUACCGAGACGCGCACAACGGCCCAGUGAUCAAUGGUCAGAUGAUAAUGGUCUUUCAAUAGACGAAUCAAAACCAGGUUCACAUGUUCUAGCUGGUUUAUUUAAAAAUAAUCCAUUACAAUCGGACACAACGAAGACAAAUGCGUCAAAUAAAGAAAACUCUGUAUUGAAUAAUUUUGUUACAAAUAAUCCCUUACGAACGGAUACAAAAAAACAAGCACCGAAAGCUCAACAAACGCAUUCGUCAUCUAUAUUUGGCAUUGAGCCAGCCUUCGAUCGUAAGGACAGUGAUAACACAUCCACAAGUAUAUCAGAUAGAAAACCAUCUAAGCCAGUACAAACGACUGUAGAAAAAAAGCCUGUUGCAUCGAAUGUCUAUGUUAAUAUUGCACGUCAACCUGUAUCAAAUACAAAAUCCUGGUCGGAUGAUACAAUAACAGCGCCAGUUUCAAAUAUUAAAAAGAAAGCCGAUUCACACAAUGACACAUGGGAUACAUCGACAUCGGAAGACGACAAAAAUAUUUUCAAAUCAAAACCUGCUCCUGAUCUUUUACAAAAAACACUGCCGUUUUCACCAUCCAAAGAUGAUGUUACUGAUUCCGAUAGCGAUCAAGAUUCGGUUGAAACUGAAAUUGAAAGAUCUGAUAGAUACAAAUCGUCUAAUCAAACUGCGAUUCAAAAAUUAGUAAAUACAAAAAUUGGAAAUGGCUACAAAGUAAUUGGAACAUCUGAUGCUCAAUCACCAUUAAGUGAAGAAUCCUCAUGGACAAAUACAUCUGCACGAUUGAAUAGAGAACCAACAACAGUAACAAAAGGAAUUGCAAGUAUAGGAAUGCUACCCAAAAAAGACGAAUCAACAUGGGAUGAUUCUCAAUCGAUAACAAAUAAUUUCAAAGAAUCGAAACAUUCUCAUGAUUCAUCGAAAUUACAAUCAGCAGGUAUUGAAAAUCUAGUAAAAAUUAUCGAAGGUAUUCAGCAGACGAAAAAAAAUCAACCACCAACAUCAUCGAGCAUAGCCGGUAGAGUUGUUACUACAUCAAUGAUGGAACGUACUGAAUCAAUCGCAUCCGAAAAUACUCUGCAUGAAGUUGAUAAUGAUGACGAUUAUGAACAAAGUUGGAAAAAAAAGAUUGACGAAAAAGCUACAAAAGAACAACAGCCUAAAGUACUACCGUAUUCAUCGUUACCUCAUUCUAUUACUAAUCUGCAUGGUUCAAUAUCAUCAACAAAAUCAUCAUUUAAUGAUGCACGAUUCAAUGACUUAAAAGAAACUAUCGAAAAACUUGAACGGAAUCAAGAAGAUACAAAAGAAUUAAAACGACAGCUGAAAGAAAUGGAAAACAAAAAAAAUGAUUUCGAAAAAUUAUACAGAGAAAAUGAUGAAAUGUUACGUCGCGUGGAAAAUAAAUUAGAACAAGAAAAAACUGAAAAACAACGUUUAGAAUCAACGACAAAAAAUUUAAAUAUAGAAUUACUGACUAUUAAACAAAAACUUCAAUCAUUACAAGAUGAAAAAGACCUGUUAAAUCAACGUUGUAAUAAAUUAAAAGAAGAACGAGAUAAUCACGAUGAAAAAUUACAUAUGCUGCAAUUGAACAGUUCACAAACGACCAUAGCCACAAAAAAUUCCUAUCAUGAAGAUGAUAUCGAUAGAAUAAAAUCUCGACAUCGUGAAGAAUUAAGAUUAUUAUCAGAUGAAAAUGAUGAUUUACAUCAUCGAACAAAACAAUUAGAAUCAGAUUUACAAUUACACAAAGAAUCACUUGAUGUAACGAUUCGUUACAAAAUUGAUUUAGAAAAGGCAUUAGAAGAAAAAACAUUCUAUCAACGUGAAUUAGAUCGUUUGAAACAUGAAAAAGCUCAUAUUGAACAGGAAAAAAUUGAAUAUAAAACAAAAUAUGAUAGUUUACAAGAAGAAAUACGAAAUAUACUUUUUGAUCGUUCGAAACUUGAACAAAAAUUAACAAGUGAAUUACACGAACAUAUACAAGAAAAACAACGGUCAACCGAUGAUAAACAAAAAUAUCGAACUGAAAUCGAACAAUUAAAUACUAAAUUGGACGAUGCUGCAGCACGUUUACAUGCUCUACAAACGCAAAACGAAUCAUUACUAACAUCCAAAGAUCGAGAAAUAAAAAAUGAAUUUGAAUCUCUUUCACAACGUCUUACACAAAUUGAAUCAAAUAAAAUCGAUGCUGAACAGCGUUACCAUAAUCAACAUAACGAAAUAACCAAUAAACAGCAACAAAAACAAGUUCUAAUUCAAUCACCGAUUCCUCACCCACCGACAUUAUCAGAUGCUCAUAUACAUUCUUCAUCAUGUAAAAAUUGUAAUGCAUUUCAACGAAGUUAUGAACAAGAACGUGAAUAUCGUUUACAAACUGAACAAGCUAAUGGACGUUUGCGAGAUGACGCAUCAAAUCAAUAUCAAUAUUUAAAUAAACCAUUUUUAAUGCAACCAAACAAUGAAAUUUAUUUAGUAGAAAAUUCAAGAAAAAUUCGUUCCGAUACCGAACGUGUGAAAUCUGAACUUGAUCGAUUACGUCAAGAUUUCGAUAAAUUAGUUUCAACCUAUGAACCACCAUUGAAUUUUCAUCACCAACUACAACUACAUUCACAAGUCGAUACAUUUCGUCAAUUCUAUGAACAUGAAUUUCGACAACGACAACUUCUCAUGGCAAAAACAACUCCUGGACUUAAAUCAACAAUGUCACAAAAUUAUCAUAAGCCAUCAUCACAUUUAAGUCAUAAACAUUCAUUUAGUGACGCAUGUUCAACAUGUACAAAUAGUCGUUUACUUCGCGAACGACUUGAAUCUGCUAUUGACUUGAGUUUAACUGAUCGACGUUUUCAAAACGGAAUACAAGUUCCAGCUGUACUACGGCAAGCCUCUUCCUUAUUAACAAUAAAUACGAUUCAUAAUGGGCCUACUUCAUCUCGAGAAUUUUUACGUGAACGCUAUUAUGUUUAA